This is a messenger RNA of Coprinopsis cinerea okayama7#130, 1899 nucleotides long. RefSeq names its product CTP synthase. The record is from RefSeq and is a predicted model, not a curated record. NCBI's taxonomy places the organism in Eukaryota, Fungi, Basidiomycota, Agaricomycetes, Agaricales, Psathyrellaceae. Gene Ontology annotation, biological process: pyrimidine nucleobase biosynthetic process; CTP biosynthetic process. Gene Ontology annotation, molecular function: identical protein binding; CTP synthase activity. Bases 1 to 1899 code for a protein of 632 amino acids. The transcript is spliced from 11 exons. Gene Ontology annotation, cellular component: cytoplasm; cytoophidium.
AUGACCAAGUACAUCGUAGUAUCCGGUGGUGUCGUGAGCGGCAUUGGCAAGGGCGUCAUUGCGUCGUCGACGGGGCUGUUGUUGAAGACGACGGGUCUCAAAGUGACCGCUAUCAAGAUUGACCCUUACAUGAAUAUCGAUGCGGGGACUAUGAGGCCGACAGAACACGGCGAGGUCUACGUGCUGAACGACGGCGGAGAGGUCGACCUUGACUUGGGCAACUAUGAACGAUACCUGAACGUCACCCUUUCCCGAGACAACAACAUUACGACUGGAAAGAUCUACCGCGAGGUCAUUGAGAAGGAGCGAAAAGGAGAAUACCUCGGCAAGACCGUUCAGAUCGUGCCCCAUGUUACCAACGCCAUUCAGGACUGGAUUGAGCGCGUUUCCAAAAUCCCAGUCGACGAGACUGGUGAGACUCCUGACGUUUGCAUUGUCGAGCUCGGUGGUACCGUUGGAGACAUCGAGUCCGCUCCUUUCGUAGAAGCAAUGCGACAAUUCCAAUUUCGUGUUGGCCGCGACAACUUUGCUCUCAUCCACGUCUCCCUCGUCCCAGACAUGCACGGCGAACAGAAAACCAAGCCCACACAAACGACGGUGCACGCCCUCCGAGGACUGGGUCUCCUCCCCGACUUGAUUGCCUGCCGUCUCCUCGUUCCCCAACCCCUCAACCCCGCAACAAAAGACAAGAUCUCGAUGUUCUGUCAUGUCUCUUCAGAGCAGGUCUUUGGCGUACAUGACGUGACCUCGGUCUACCAUGUCCCAUUGCUCUUGCAGUCGCAGGGCAUCGUGGAAUACUUGCGAAAACGACUCAGCCUCGACCAGAUGCAAAUCACGAAGGAGAUGCAGGCUAUGGGCACGUCUCUUGGACAGCGAUGGAGGGAUUUGACCUCUGGCCAAGAAAGGCUCUAUGAAACCGUCACGAUCUCCCUGGUGGGGAAGUACACCGACCUCAAGGACUCGUACAUGUCCGUCACAAAAGCCCUCGAGCACAGCGCCUUCCGUAUCCAUCGAAAACUCUGGGUGGAAUCCUCCGACUUGGAACCUGACACCCAGGAAGCGAACCCUGCCAAGUACCAUGACGCCUGGAGGGCAGUUGUAGGGUCGAGUGGUAUCCUCGUUCCUGGGGGCUUCGGUCAACGAGGCACAGAAGGAAUGAUGCUUGCCAUCAAGUAUGCUCGAGAACAAAAGAUCCCUUUCCUCGGUAUCUGCCUCGGAUUCCAACUCGCCGUUGUUGAAUGGGCCCGCAACGUCCUUGGCAUCUCAGACGCCACUUCCGGUGAAUUCGACCCUCAAGCGAAGCACCCCGUCAUCGUGUUCAUGCCCGAGAUCUCCAAGACCCACAUGGGUGGCACGAUGCGGCUGGGCUUGCGGCCUACCGUUUUCGAGCCCAAAACGGAAGAGUGGUCCAAAGCGAGGAAGCUUUACGGUGGUGCUGAGAAGAUCUGGGAGAGGCAUAGGCAUCGUUACGAAGUCAACCCCCUCUACGUUGAGAGGCUUGCCGCGAGUGGAUGCGUGUUUGCGGGUAAGGAUGAGAAGGGAGAGCGGAUGCAGGUUUUGGAGUUGCCUGACCACCCAUACUUCCUGGGCUUCCAAGCACAUCCCGAGUUCUGCACCCGCCCUCUCAACCCCAGCCCGGCCUUCCUGGGAUUCGUCGCCGCCGCCGCCUCGCCCACUGAACUCGACAAGCAGCUCCAAGCGCAGCUGGCGUCGUUCAAGCCGCCGCAUCCUGUUGAUGCGAUGGUGAGCGAGGCGGAGCUGAAGGGGGCGAGUGAGGCUGUGGUGGAGAAGUGUGCUGUGAACGGUGCCGAGUGUCCGCAGGAUGGGGCGAUGCCGAAUGGGUAUGAUGGAGGGGCGGAGAAGAGUGAGGUGGUGGAGUUUAUUAACAGGGAUGCGUAG